Durusdinium trenchii is the source of this 1785-nucleotide messenger RNA. Lineage: Eukaryota; Dinophyceae; Suessiales; Symbiodiniaceae. The record is from the annotation of a GenBank genome assembly.
GAAAAAGCUUUUGCCAUCCCUGGCUGAUGGAUGUGGCGCUAUGCCUUCGCUGCGCCUUGGGGACCCAGGUUUCCGCUUGCCAUCGCAGCCUACACCGACUGUCUGGGCACUGAGCUGGUGUCCGGGGACGUGUGGACGGUGGCUCGCGAAGUGGACAAGGCGCUGCAGCUUACCCAUGUGCCGCCCCAGUAUGGUUUGGAGCUGUCGAAUGCCUUCUUCGGCUUGGAACGAUCGGGGGCAAUUCCAGGAGCCAUUGAGGAUUGCGCCUUGGGCAUGGCGGUGCUGGUGUUGAAUGCCCUGCCCCAAGCAGAACUUCGCUUUGGCACCAGGAGGGCCAAGGAGUAUUAUAUCCUUUAUGAAGAACUUCUCAGAAGCUACGGGCAUUUGUGGAAUGCCUCGGGCUUCAAAUGGAGCCUCAAGACCCACCAGUCCGCUGGCUAUCCUUUGAUUCUGGGUCUUCGCCCACAAAGCUGCUUCGGAUUGGAUUUGAAGAUUUUCGUCUAUGAGACGGACUUCGCCAGCAAGCCAGUGAUUUGUAGCCAAGGGAUGUUUGCCAGCGAGGUCUUCGUUCAUCAAUUUCUGCUGCACAGCUCAUGCCACACUGAAGACCCCAACGAAGCUGAUUUCUUCUUUGUGCCGGUCUACGCGGCCUGCGUGAUGACCAAGGAGAAGAAGUUGGCAGAUGAGAUGGAUUUCUUCUACAAGGAGCUGGUGACGGAGAAGCUUCGGUAUUUUCAGGACCAAGGAGGUCAAGAUCAUAUCUUCCUUUGGUCUUCCGAGACCUACGAUUUCCCAUCAUGGGUGGAUUACAUCGCUGAUUCGUUGUUUCUUUCAGUUGAAGCUGUGCCAAUCGAGUGUACAGACUUCGACUUUUUCUCUGAAGAGACGGCAGACAACUUUGGAGCUCAUUGUCAGCAUUGCCACUGGUGCUUCACCCGUUGGAAGGACUAUGUGAUCCCUGGCUUUGUUGAGAAGUGGAGCAUCGAAAAGAUGAGGGAUCUGGAAAAAUCACAUGAAGAAAGGACCUUCACAGCCUGCUACUGGGCCGACUGGGCCGAGCCAGGAUCGCCAAGAAGGAAGGAUGGACUUGGGCUGGAGUGGAACGGCCACACGGGUUAUCAUGGAGCAGACUCAGAUGCCCUGGCCAUCUACAAGUACGCCAAUACCACGGUGCGAAAUGACCUGCAGACACUGAAUGGACGCGCCAACUUUAGCAUCGGCUACCGCUUCACCAGAAUCACGGAGUACUUCGAGCGCAUCGGGGAGUGCCACUUUUGCUUUGCGCCCAAGGGUUUGGGUUACUGGAGCAAUCGGCUUUACGAGGUGUUGUUCGCUGGAUGCAUCCCAGUGAUCCUCUCGGAUCACAUCGGACUUCCCUUCGACGACUUCUUGGAUUGGAGCACCUUCUCUUUGAAGUGGCCUAUGUCAGAGGUGGGCCCUGUCCUGGCAGAACACUUGGAACUGCUACUGCAGAACCAGUCGCUGAACCCGGCAUUGUCGAACCAGCGCGUGCCUCACAGGUGCUGGUUCGACUACAACUCUGAGGAUCCCAACUGCUCACCAUACCUGGGCCUUCUGCGCUUCUUGCAGAAGAAGAAGGCUGCCAUGCCGCGCUCCCCAGGCAGCCAAACUCCGAACGUGGGGAGUAGUUGGAGUUCGGGCUGUCGAGUGGUGGUGACACUUGUGGACUCACGAGAGUUGAAACAUGCCCUGGGCUAUUUCCUCUUUAAAUAUCAUCGGGGCGUUGAAAUCUCGGAAUCUAGAAGGGGAUGUCAAAUAUUAUAG